AUGUCUACCUACGAACUAUCUGAAUCGCAAAAGAAGGCAUUCAUCCAGAAAUACAGCCAUCUUCCGCGCCCAUUCUUGCCGUGGAGGUGGGAAAAGGACACCGACCAAACACUCUCAGAGUGGGCAUACGAACUCGCAGGGGUGUGUCCCCUAAAACACAUACCCCGCCGCCUGUAUCUCAAAGAAGGAAAGGGCAAGCGAUUCCAAGCACCGCGCUUUAACUUUGGCUGGGCCAUGGACUGCAACACCCUAUGGGACAUCGCUCACCGAUGUGGUUUCUCAGCUGCCUACGAGGGCUGUACGCUGGCCAAUGAGGGGCUGGGGAACGACGGUCUCCCUCAUAAACCUUAUAUCCAAACGGGCGAAGCCACCCGCCUCUUGAACUCUAUCCUCGAGGAGAGAUUCCCCGAAAUCCUGGCUGACCUGGGAGGACAUCCGGUUUGCGUCGAAUUAGCCCGUUCGAAAUGGGAUCAGGCCAGCCUUUGCAUCUCCAUCACCAACAGCUAUCAGAGUGGAAAUAAGAAGCCCAAGGAGGAACAUAUCGCCAAGUUGGUAGAGUUUUUCGGCAUUGGGCGGAAGGAGGAUGGGAAGAGUGAACCGUACGGUGGUCCAGAGCCGGCGUGGUGGCUCGAUGGGUUGUGGUGUGUAUGGAGGUGGUACGAUGCGAGGUUGUAUAAAAUCGAGAUGGGACUACUUAAGGAGCGGUACUAA
Molecule: messenger RNA, 711 nt
Organism: Coprinopsis cinerea okayama7#130
Lineage: Eukaryota; Fungi; Basidiomycota; Agaricomycetes; Agaricales; Psathyrellaceae
Exons: 2
Coding region: 1-711 (236 amino acids)
Source: RefSeq, a predicted model, not a curated record